This is a messenger RNA of Sphaeroforma arctica JP610, 1919 nucleotides long. RefSeq lists its product as hypothetical. The transcript is spliced from 3 exons. Gene Ontology annotation, cellular component: plasma membrane. The record is from RefSeq and is a predicted model, not a curated record. Bases 290 to 1609 code for a protein of 439 amino acids. Gene Ontology annotation, molecular function: zinc ion transmembrane transporter activity. Lineage: Eukaryota; Ichthyosporea; Ichthyophonida. Gene Ontology annotation, biological process: zinc ion transmembrane transport.
GGGGAGAGUCGCAUUGUGGAGGUGUUGUAGAUGGCACACACUGGUAUACGAGACGGGUAUAUAUUAUAAGUACACAUACAUAUACAUAUGUAUUAUACAUCACAGGUAUUGUACCAUUGUUGUUGAGGAAAAAUUGGUGGAUAGUUGACGUGAUUCUCAAUCGAUCGGUCAACAGAGGUGUGAUACGCUUUAUACAAUCUGGAUAUUAAAGCGAUAUCCCAAUCAUAACAUAUAUAUCAAACAAACCUAUUCAAAACGUAUUAUAUUGUACAACUGUACGCUUGACACAAUGAGCAGGAGCGAAAAUACUGACUCGUCUGUGGACAUAGAAGCCCUUGAAACACAGCCUCUCUUAAGUGCACGCCGUGAUAGCCAUGGACACUCGCACUCAAUUGCUAGUGAAAUUGAUUUGCACAAAAUACAUGGCGAUGACCGUAUAGGAAAGAAAUCUGUUGCAGCUGAACGAUCACGUGCCCAUGCGGCGAGGAAGAUAUACAUCGCGACCGCUGUGUGCUUCUGCUUUAUGGUGGGAGAAGUAGUAGGUGGUUAUUUUUCCGGCUCUCUUGCGAUCAUGACGGAUGCCGCGCAUCUUCUGAGUGACAUUGCAGGAUUCUUUAUUUCACUCGUUGCCUUACAUUUGGCGGGCAAACCAGCGUCGCACAAAAUGAGUUUUGGCUAUAAUCGGGCUGAAAUCGUAGGUGCCCUUCUGUCUGUGUUGCUUAUUUGGCUGCUCACGGGUGUGCUGCUAUUUGAGGCCGUUUCGCGAUUGUUUAACCCGAUACCGCUAGAUGGGAAAACCAUGUUUAUCACUGCAUGUGCGGGUGUGUUCUGCAAUAUUGUCAUGGCGACAACGCUGUCGCACUCUCACUCGCACGGCCUUGGCGGAGGGGAUCACGGGCAUUCGCACGGAGACGCGCCCGAGAAAGGUCAUGGGCAUGCUCACGGCACAUCGGCACAGGAGGAAGUGGAAGAAAACAUCAACGUGAAAGCAGCAUAUAUACAUGUCCUAGGUGACCUAGUGCAGAGCAUUGGUGUGGUGAUUGCCGCGGCUCUGGUGUGGCACAACCCCGAGCUCGUGUGGGUGGAUCCUAUAUGCACGUUUUUAUUCAGUAUCCUGGUCUUGGCAACUACAUUCAACCUUAUGAGAGAUGCCUUGCACGUGCUGAUGGAGGGAGUGCCGAAGGGAAUUGAUGUGAACGCGCUCAAAGAGGAGUUGGAGAGCCUUCCGGGCGUUGUCAUCUCACAUGACCUGCAUGUGUGGUCGAUUACUAUCGGACAACCGGCUUUGGCCGUACACUUGUGCCUGGAGCCGGAAGUAUGCACAGCCACAGUGCUCCUAGAAGCACAGCAUGUCAUCUGCGAUAACUUUGGUAUACAUCAUAGCACGGUACAGUUAGAACAGAGUAAUUUCGACAAUCAUUGCGUAGGUAUGGAUGACUGUAAUUCCAUUUGUGUGGGACCCCGGGGGAGUAUAAUGAGAGGCGAUAUGCGGAAGGGAAUCGAUAGCACGACGGAUCUCAACAAGGCCAAAAUUAAGAGAGGCUCUAAGUCUAAAGCGAAGACUAAUGCAUCGCAGUCUGGAGAUUCGCCCCCGGCUACAAAAAAAUAAUUUAGAGCUCAAUAUAAACCAAUUUUAGAAGAGAUAUCCAUGGAGGUUUGCAAAGUCAAAUUAAACAUAGGAAGCGUUCUUUCUCUGAUUCGGUUAUUGAUCAAUUCUCAUUCUUCGACCCGCAAGCUGUUUGUCGGUGACAGUAAGGAAAACCAGGCAAAAAUUGAGUGGUGAUAAAUCAUGUCGCGACAUGGAGACUGAAAGCGUUAUUUCCGUAUUGGUUGAUUUUGGUAGUUAAGAAAAUCGACACCGUCAACUUGCUCUUGGGAAUUGAAUAUGAAGAUUAUAAAUGGAUAUGACAAAAUUGCAA